Mobula hypostoma (lesser devil ray) is the source of this 7415-nucleotide messenger RNA. RefSeq names its product phosphatidylinositol-binding clathrin assembly protein-like. Lineage: Eukaryota; Metazoa; Chordata; Chondrichthyes; Myliobatiformes; Myliobatidae. Gene Ontology annotation, cellular component: clathrin-coated vesicle; clathrin-coated pit; synaptic vesicle. Gene Ontology annotation, biological process: clathrin-dependent endocytosis; clathrin coat assembly; synaptic vesicle budding from presynaptic endocytic zone membrane. Bases 1945 to 3936 code for a protein of 663 amino acids. The transcript is spliced from 21 exons. Gene Ontology annotation, molecular function: clathrin heavy chain binding; SNARE binding; 1-phosphatidylinositol binding. The record is from RefSeq and is a predicted model, not a curated record.
AUAUAAUAAACAAGAAGGGAAUUCCCUAAAUUCCUCAUUCCUAAGUCUCUGAUUUUAGGCAAUUUAAUACAGAGUGAGAUGUGACAUGCAUUUCUACAAUAUAAAGUAAUGUGUACAGAAACUAGCAGGGGCUUGCGUAGGAAUUUAAUUUUGCAAGCUUUUGGAGCUGUGUGGUAAACACAUAGCUAUUAAGCAUGCACAAAUUCGCAUGUUCUUAACGUGUUGAAUUUUUUUUGAGGGAGGGAAAUAUGUUCUUUCUGGUUAUUGAUAACUGUCAACAGAACUUGUAUACAUAACAUGAGGGUUUUAUUUUGCAUCAGGAUGAAAAAUAUCGAUGAUCAAUAAUUUUAAUGUAUUUCAAGCAGAGAUCUAUUGAUUUAUGGACACAGAGGGUAUCACGCACUAUGGAAAUAAGAUUGAGAUUGAGCCACAACCUUUCUGCAUCUAGUUCUUAUAGCUAUUACCUGGUAUUCUUAAGUAAGUUGUGUGGCUAUUAAUAAAUCAAACUGAGUAACUGCCUGCAUUUGUUGUGGAAUUGAUUUAACGUCAGAAUUUUUUAAACAUUGUAUUGAGCUAUGAUAGGGCCAAAUGGAGUUAGUCAGUAACCUCAAAAAAUAAAAAGAUAAAUAUUUAAAAGAUGUAGCUCAGGGUGAUCAGGAUGAUUUUAGAUCCAAACAGAGCAUGUUAUGAAGUUAUUUAUCGAUUAAACAUUUUCACUAAGGAAAGAUAAACUGGAGAUAGUGUACAUACUUUCAAACUAGAAUACAGAUGGAGUAGAAAUAAAACCUUGUCUUGAACAAGAUUAGGUUACAAAACAGCAGGACGGGAAACAUUUUCAGCCGAGAUAGUACAGAUUAAGCCAAAGAGCUUUAUCAUUUUUUUUUUAAUCACGUGAAACCAUGUAAAUAUAUUAGGGAAAAACCUUAAAUGAUUCAAACAAGUGUGUUAAGAGGUAGAGAGGUUUAAAGAGGAAUUUAAUGUUUCAUUCAUUAACAUCGAAGGUCUUUUCUUACUGUGGAUUUCAUUAAUUUUGGCCCAGUACUACACAAGAGAACAUAUUAGGCAGGAAAACGUUGACAAUAAGUGCUUUGAGCAAUAGGAGAAGAGAAAAACUCCGAAAAAGACAUGCCAUUAUUAGCUCCGUGACGUUUCCACAAUCCAGGGGGAACUUUAUUCAAGCCAACACGUCCUCGGGUCGAAAAUAUCAAAUGGGCGAAGUAUACCGCAUCCUUUAUUUGUUCUUGGGUACACUUGCCUAGCAGUUUCUCAAAAAUAAUAAAAAAAAACUACCUUUUGGAUGCAUUGUAGGUAGAAUGAUCACUGCAGUUUAGUAAUGCCCUCGACACUUAAAGCACAAAAGGACGGCACAGUCUAGCCUCUUUGGAAGCUAUAAAACGUAGUCAUUUUCCAAAGUAAAAUGACAGACACAUAGCACGAUCUGAGAAUAGAGACAGCACCUUCUGCAGUUCUACCUUAAUUCCUCGGCCGGGCUUUAAUCACCUGACACGGCGGCGCCGCCAUUUUGGCGGUGAGUGCCCGAGAAACCGGAAGAGCCCGGCCCGAGGGGGCAGGAAAGGAGGGAGGGAGGGAGCUGAGAAACGCUCGCCGAAUAUCGCCGGGCUUCCCACCAAAUACUCCCAAAUCAGAUAUGCUUGAAAAUUCCACUUGCUCUCUCGGUUAGUCGCGCGAGCGAGCUUUUCUCCCCGAGGAAAUAAACGCUUUCUUUUUGGAACAAUUCGAUUUCGCUUACGGAAAAGGGCAUAAAAUUUGUUGACUCGAUAAGUUUUCCUCUUUUUUUUCCCCCUCUGAAUUCAAGUGUCUUGUCAUUUCGAUUUUCUUUGGUGGGACCGAGGGGGUCCUGAAGCUUUUUGGAACACCUUCCGUGCUAUUUUGUCGCCGUAUUUGGUCAGAGUGUAGCGUCUAUACCCAAGGAGGGAUCGGAUCAUGUCGGGCCAGUCGAUCACGGACAGGAUCACCGCGGCCCAGCACAGCGUCACCGGCUCGACCGUUACCAAGGCGGCGUGUAAGGCCACCACACACGAGGUGAUGGGCCCUAAGAAGAAGCACCUUGACUAUUUGAUCCAGUGUACCAAUGAGAUGAAUGUGAACAUACCACAGAUGGCUGAUACUUUAUUUGAGAGGGCAACCAACAGCAGCUGGGUUGUAGUGUUUAAGGCAUUAAUCACAACACAUCACUUGAUGAUGUAUGGGAAUGAGCGGUUUAUCCAGUAUUUGGCUUCAAGAAACACAUUGUUCAACUUGAAUAACUUUUUGGAUAAAAGUGCCAUGCAAGGAUACGAUAUGUCAACUUUCAUCAGACGAUACAGCAGAUACCUUAAUGAGAAAGCACUCUCCUACAGACUAAUGGCAUUUGACUUCACUAAAAUGAAGAGAGGGACGGAUGGAGUAAUGAGAACAAUGAAUACAGAGAAAUUGCUGAAAACACUGCCACUAAUACAGAAUCAACUUGAUGCACUGUUAGAUUUUGAUGCAAAUCCAAACGAACUAACUAAUGGAGUAAUAAAUGCCGCCUUCAUGCUACUGUUCAAAGAUUCCAUCAGGCUUUUUGCUGCCUACAAUGAAGGGAUCAUCAACCUACUGGAGAAAUACUUCGAUAUGAAGAAAAAUCAGUGCAAGGAGGCCUUAGACAUCUAUAAAAAGUUUUUGGCUAGAAUGACAAAGCUAUCUGAAUUCCUCAAAACUGCAGAGCAAGUUGGAAUUGAUCAGGGUGACAUUCCAGAUCUAACUCAGGCUCCAAGCAGUCUCCUUGAAGCACUGGAGCAGCACCUGGCAUCUCUGGAAGGGAAAAAGACAAAAGAACUCUCUGCAGCAAACAGAGCAACAACCCUAUCGAAUGCAGUUUCCACUCUUUCCAAUACAGGGAUGUCUUUGAGUAAAGUUGACGAGCGGGAAAAGCAAGCAGCUCUGGAAGAAGAACAAGCUAGACUACAAGCUCUCAAGGAACAGCGGCAUAAAGAGCUACCGAUACAAUCACAGUCUGCAACUGCAUCCACCACUGUGUCUCCAAGCUCCACAUCAGGGAAAAGCAUAAAUACAACAACAGCAGUUGAUCUAUUCUCAGUUGCCACACCAGUAACAAGUACUAACAGUGCACCCAGUCUUUCUGAUGAUAUCUUCAAUCUGCAGUCAGCUUUUGUACCAACAGUGCAGAGCACCCCUGAAAUAUCAAAAUCAGUAGCUAAUGCUUGGGGAGAUGUAUUCAACUCUUUUGCUGAACCAAGUCCUGCUACAUCCACAAAAAUUGAACAUUUUCCUGAGGUAGACAUCUUUGAUGCAGACUCUUUCACCUCAAAAGGAUCAGCUUCUGUUCUUGAAGUUAUUUCUACCCAUGACCCCUUUCUUGGAUUUACUCCUCAGCCUGUUCCUCAGAUGAUUGCUCCAACACCAAUGAAUGUGGACUUCGAUUCGGUGUUUGGAUCCAAGUUGGGUGCCAAUGAUGCCCAGAAUGCAAGCGGUUUCGGUCAACCAGGUGAAAUGUUGAUGCCAACUCUCCUUGCCAAAAAUCAGACAGCACCACCAUCAAUGAGCCAACAGAAUAACAAACUAUUAGCAACGGACUUGGAUUCAUCCCUCGCAAACCUUGUGGGCAAUUUGAAUUUUGGAGGAACCCCAAUGAAAAAAAUGGAUCAGCAGUGGACCCAGAGUGGGGAAAAGAAAUUGACAGGAGGAACAAAUUGGCAACCAAAGACCACUACAUCAACCUCCUGGAGUGCAGCACCAAUGAAUGUCCCUCCAAUGGUGGCACCCCCAAUAUCUUUCCCGGUGUCAGCACCUCAAGUGCCUAUGUAUGGAAUGGUACCUGCAAUGGGAACUGUGCCUAUGGUAGCACAACAGCCAAUGAUAUAUCCUCAAGCAGUAAUGCGGGCAACUAAUCCUUUUGCGCCAGUUAAUGGGGCUCAGUUGCAGUUCAUGUAGAGACUACAAUGAUGUAUCAACCGCAGAGUUUUCAGUAAGCAUCAAAUAUCUGGAUGAAGGCAGAUGAAAACAGACCAAGACUUGGGGCUUAUUCAUCAUUUUAAAAAUCUCAUUGAAUUUACAUUAUCUUACUGCUUCCUAAUCUAACUUUUUAAUGGUGAAAUACUGAAUGAAAACCGUCUGAUCUGUAUUGAAUGGUCGUUAUCUGAGUGAGCAGGCCUGAAAUGAUGUUCAUAUUUAUUGACCUGUUCAGUGUGGUUUAUUUUCUCUCUGCUGAACAUAAUUGAAACAACUCUUGAAUCUAAUCAAAAGUUACCAGUAAUAUUAACAAGUAAAUGGAAAUCUGAAGAGGAGUCAUUGGACUCAAGCAUAUUCCUAAACAAUUCUUAGAUCCUGUCAGGGUGCUUGAAUUGGAUAUUAACCUACUACCAGAUAAGUAUUUCAAUGCACAACAUUGAAAAUUAAAGUUUCUAUUGACAGCUGUUUACUUCCCUGUUCAUUUGAUCAACUUGGGAGAAUUUCAUCCUUUUGUGACCGGGUGUAUUACAUGAUUUUGUUUUGUCAGGCAAGUUACUGGGGAAUAUCAUUGUGUUUUGCUGUGCAUAAAGUGAGUAUUAAUUUUACAGUAUGUGUGAAAGGAAAAUAUACGUAUACAUGUGGUGUUUAUUUUGAACAACUGCAAAUCAUGAAAUGAAUGUUUUUCAAAAGUUAUCACCAACUUUUCUUGAUAUUAAAGAUAAGACUGUAGAAAUUGAGCAUUUUCAAAUUAAUGCAAACUAGGUUGAAGAAAUAUGUAGCACCCAACUUCUGCUUGAUGGAUCUUGGAAAUGGUUUAGUUAGAGACUGCUUAUUCUAAAUACAUCUGAAAUUGAAUUUGCCAUCAGCACCAAGAUCUGAUGGGUUAGCAUGUACUGGCUUCGGUUGACUACAGAACAAAUUGUGGAAAUCAUCACGAUUGUACUACUUGGGACAUCUGUUGAAAAGCACCAUGUGCAUUUAGAGCAACUGUAACCAAGUUAAUUAUCAAUUUCUGAAUGUGUGUACACUUCCUCCAAGGUCCUGCAUCCAUAAAAGUUUAGUGUUAAAACUCGAGUUAGUCAAGGAUUCUCUGAUGAAGGUGGAUUCCUUGAUACACCCCCUUGAUUAUACUAAAAGUGUUCAUGACAGGUGACUGAAAUUUAAUUUGAUUACUGUUCUCCAGCUCCACUCUCCAUCUCCUCAUUGGGUUUAUGGCAAUAUUAUACUGUUAACUAGCUCUGUUUAUAAAUAAGUUUCAACUUACAAAUACUGUAACUUUGAUUUUUGAGGAUACAUUUUUAAAAGGACAGUUCAGCACUGGAAUUACAGAAAUGUAUGGUAAGAAUUGAUUAACCAACAGGACGAUAUGCAAAUAUUUUGUAUCAAGCUACUUAAUACAAAAUGUUCAAGUUAUAGGAAGGAUGAACAAAAAAUUACAGGUGUUAAGUGGGAUUGAGUACCAUUUAUGUGGUAUUGAUAUGCAAAGUUCCAGCAGGGAUCUGUUUAAGCUCAAUUUUAUUGUACUCUUCUACUCAUUCAUAUUCAGUUCUGAUUCCAUGAAGUAAUCGAUUUCAAACAAAAUCAGAGGGUAUCCUGUUUUACGUUGCCCUAAUUAUUUAGAUUAACUGUUCAAUCAGCAACCUUUAUUAGGCAGCAGAUGGAUAACUGCUGGAAAAUGUUCAUCACCCACCCUAUACUUCUCUAGAUAGAAUCAAUUAUAGAUGAGCAUCUAUAUAUUUUCAGCCUGAGGUAAGUUAGUCUACAUAUAAGGCUUAAUUCUCAAAGUUGAAAUAGUAACUUUCCCCCUUCCUCCUUAUAUUGUAUUACUUGAUAUUUUGUAUCCUUUCUGAUGAUAUGCCUCUUCAAGUAAGUUGGAAUCUGCAUAUUUUAUUUAUCUGUGCCAACUCAAAAUUAUCCAGUUGUAAUUAGUAAGCCUUUACAAUUUCUAAAUAAGAUCCUGCUAAAGUAAGUGAAUUAUGAUAUCUCUGAACUUACAAUAGCUACUCAGUAAUAUUUGUUCACAUUUUUGUGAUUAUUUUAUUUUAAAUUUAACAAUAUUUUGAUAAAUCAGGAAAGGCUGUAUUCCAUUGUUGAUAUUUUAUGCCUUUUAGUGUCAAGUUUUCCACCUACAUUUUAAUAUAUUACUUAAAAAAUUGCAGAUACAGUACUGAAGUCUCUGCUACUUAAGGGAUAAUUAAAUGUCAUUGGCAAUUUUUAUGUUGAAUUUCCCUAUUCAUUCCUUACUCCACAUUUUUUUUUCUUUUUCCUGCUCGGAGUUGGGCUUUACAUCAUGUUUUCUUUUGAUAGAGUUAAGAGGCAAAAAAAGGGAUCGGAAAAUAAUAUACAUUGGCUUUUGGCACUGUUUUCUCUGGAUUUUCAUCUAUAUACAAAAUUGAAAGAGUAUAUACAAUCAGUUCUUUUAAAGCAGGUGAUAGCUAUUCUAAUGUUUAAAAUAAACAUGCUAUUUACUCAUGGAGCACUAGGUAGUUAGUUUCAGAUUUGGACAAUAGCCUGAUAUGUGUAGAUUUACAUUGUGCUCUGGAAUGCAAAGGGACUCAAUGUUUCAAUAACAUUUUAGCUGAUGUAGAUAUCCAGGGAAGUCUUUUUAAAAAUGUAUAAUAUUCUUGAUCAAAUAAUUUGUAUAGUUCAAGAUGGCACUCAUGUUGAGAGUGAUAUUGAAACUCAUCAGAUAUUGUUGUUUCAGCUCUCAAAUGUAAAGAAAGAUUUUUGUUCAUAAGUUGCCUCAUUGUGAUGUAAAUUAUAGCAUCUUUGUUUCUGUUAAUAAUAACUGUUGAGCUUGUUUCUUUUUUUUUGCAUUGAAUUGCCUGUGUUAGAAGGAGAGGGGUUGCUGGCAGAGCGGCACAGCAGAGAGAGGAAAACCAAGUAGGCAGGAAAGACCUUAUGAGUUCAGUCUGUGUUUAUCAUUUUUGAAAGCUUUUCAUUUGUCAUUCUGCUCAUGAUCUCAUGUUGCCAAAUAUUUGGGAAUUAAUAACUUCCUGAAUGCUUAGCUCUGUUUUAGUGUGAAAUGCAUCAUAAAAUAAUCCUAGUUCAAUCUGUGGAGGCUGAUCUGGUCUGUUAUAUGAAAAUGCAUAAUGGAAGCAAUCAAUGUUAUCAUGAAUUUUUUAAAAAAGAAAAUACUGGAAACAUGCAGCAGGUCACUUUAGCAAUCUGUAAUUUGCCAUAUCUUCAAAAUUAGAGACUCCUGCAGGCUUCCUACUUGCGUGCAAGGAGAGAAUUAUGAAAGACAAGCUAGUUAAGCCUGAGAACUCAGAAACUUGCAAAUUAUGCUCAGUAUUAUGUAAUCAUAGUUUGCACAAGUAAUUUAUUUUUUAAAAUGGAUUUAUAACAAGUUAAUUAUAUUCAUUUUGUGGUAAUAGCAAAUUACAUUCCACAUGCAGUAGAGCCAAGAGCCUUCCAGUAACCAAGUAGAAGCCCCCAAUUUGUGGACAUAAAUUUACAAA